Messenger RNA from Rhinolophus ferrumequinum (greater horseshoe bat), 1149 nucleotides. Its product is annotated as gametogenetin-binding protein 1-like. The transcript has 7 exons. Bases 206 to 955 code for a protein of 249 amino acids. The record is from RefSeq and is a predicted model, not a curated record. NCBI's taxonomy places the organism in Eukaryota, Metazoa, Chordata, Mammalia, Chiroptera, Rhinolophidae.
UAGACCUUUGCCUGGCACACCCCCAUCCCGGUAGCUCUUUCAGGAACAAGAUACCUGUGCCUCUCCCCUGGUCCCCCAAUCCGGGCACCCCGGGACAACAGGGCCAGAGGAUGCUGACUCAACCUGCAACUCCCUUUCCCACGACCCCAGGGCUCACUGCUGGGAAGGAGGUGGAGUCUCAGAACAGUCCCCGGACCAGAAGUCUAUGCCAACCCGGGCCUACCCCUGCCCCCAUCCAAGUGGCCUGACUUCCUGGGACCACUUUGCCCAAGCUCUGGAGCUGGAGAAAGGAUGCCUGCAGAGCUCCAUGGGGCCACUGGAGGUCAGCCGGGAAGCCUUCAACUGGGAGGAGGAGUGUCUGCUGGACGGGGAUGGAGACCUCAGGCUGGCCUCUUCGAAGGUGGGGGCAACUCCCUGGAACCGCCUCCUCACCUUGUACAAGCAGCUUCAGAAAUCGACCAUGACCAAGUUUCCUCUCAAGGAAGCCUUACUCCAUGAGGAGGAAAGUGAAGAAGAGGAAAUGGAGGAAGAGGACAGCUCAUUCAAGCUCUGUGUCCCAGGCAUUGCCACACUCCAGUCGCCAAUCCAUAAGACUUUUAGAUCGACAGAUACAGUGGGUUUCAUGGAGUCAGAGUUAAAGAAGCUUCUGGUAGUACAGCGGGAGUCCCGCCUCUGGAAGAUGGGCAUUCAUGAGGACCGGGAGCUACUGACCCAACCAGAGAUCACCUUGGAGGAGGCGGGCAUUUUGGAUGGCCAGGGACACCAAGCUGAGGGGGAAGGAAGCCGCCCCCCACUCUUUGGGGAAUGCUGGGGACCUGGGGGAGGGGUGCUGAGGCAGCUGAAGCGACACCCUAGGCUGGAGGGAAGAGUGCAAAGCCCCCUUGGUGUGGUGUCCAAGACAGAGCACCUACUCCUGGAGGAGAUGGAUGAGAUGGGAAACUGGCCUCCAGAGUGAAGCUGCUGCUGGCUGAGUCUGCCCUGCCCCGAUCCCUGGAACCUGCACAGGGAUGCAGCUCCCCUCUGCUAAGGGAACAUCCAAGGAGCUCCUGGGGCCAGGGGGUCUUGGGAUAAAUGGUGUCCAUGUGUCUGCAGGGUGGGCCUGCCCAGCAGGCUGUCCCCCCAUCAGACUCAGGCCUAUGACGUCAUUAA